GGGACAUAUUUGUACUAUUUUGAUUACUGUUUUUCUCAAAAAUAAACUUGUGCACUGUUUUUAUCUUCUGUAAAGUUUUUGUUUGUGAAGACUUUUUUUAGCCCAAAUGUUGUGUUGGAGUCUGGGCCUGCAGGUCUGCUGCAUGUAACAAAACACGACGAGCACAACAUCCCUAGUUUUAAAAUAGCCCAGAUUUCGCGUUUCGUCACAGUCUCUAUAUUUGUAGACUGGGUGCAUUUUAAAGACGGAGAUCUGCUCCGCUGAAUCUGGAUGGCUGUACAGCCUCGGCUCCUGGGCGCGGGAAUAUCAUCACAUUAGUCCAUCAGUUAAGGAGCGGAUCGCCCAUAAAAAUGUAGCUUGAGAGCUGCUGGUCUCCAAAAGGCCCUCAGUGCAGAGCUGGACGCUGGAAUGCUCCCUCGGUGUCGUCGCCGCUACGUGAGAUGAGUUGGUCUGUCGGUGGCACAUACUGCGUCCACUGGAGCCAAAGCGACAGUCGCACGAGCGCGAGGAGCACAGGGAGGGCUGUAAGGAGGGCAGCGAGGACGACAGUGAGGAGGGCACUGGGGCUUCUGCUUGAGGAGCAUAAAGUCAAGUCAAGGCUUAUAUCUCCCCUCCAGCCCUUCAGCACAGAGCACACAUCGCGCCAUGGCUGCGUCCCCGAGCGCUCCGGCCGCGUACGAGCCGGAGCCGAGCUACGCAGACCUGCAGGAGCUGCUUGACCAGAGGGUGGACGCGCUCCGAGCGGGUUUUAACGGCGAGGCGAACCACGUGGCGAUUGUGAAGCAGACGACGAAGUGGCUCGCGGGCGGACGCGCGGGGGAGGGGGCGCUCGCCACUGCUGCUAAAGAACCGCCGGUGGACGCGAGCUGCGCGCAGUUCCCCGCCAAGGAGCGCCAGGAGAGCGCGCGCGUUAACGGGGACGUGCACGGCACAGAAAAGAAAAAGGUGGAGAAGGAGGAGGAAGAGGAGGAAGAGGAGGACGAAGAAGGGAAUGACCACGACGACUACUACUACGGAGACGAGCAUCUGAGCCUCAAGAGCAACGAGUCGUCCGAGCACGAGCUGCGCGUGCUGAUCGCCACGGUGACCGACGACGAAUCGCACUACAUCACGACGCACGAGAUCCAACUAUCCGAGCUCGACCACGACGCGGACUGUGACUUGAGCGCGUGCGCGAGCUGGGACGGCGAGGACGAGCACCAGGUGUACACGUUCGUUGACUACGCGUCUUUCGAGCGCGAGGCGACGAUAGUCGAGGAGGAAGAGGAGGAAAAAAACAACAACAAGAAAAAGAAAAAGAGCAGCGACGUGGCUGAGAGCGCGCAGCCCGACAUCAAGGAGAGCGGAAGCGCGCCCCCCGGGCGCAUUCACCUGGCCAUCAGAGCAACCGCCAGAGCUGUGAACGGGCUCGGAGGAGAGAACGCCCGAAAGGAGGAGAAAGCGCGUGAGGGAGCUGCGUGCCUUAUCGCCCUGCCCGGCAGGUUGCACAUUGGUGGCGGCCGCCGUUUGAAGGGGAGAGACGCGCACGAGCACUCAAGCGGCGCGUCCAGCGCGGUCAGUGAGUUGGACGACGCCGACAAGGAGGUGCGUAACCUGACGUCGCGCGCCUUCCGCAGCCUUGCCUACCCCUACCCGUACCCGUAUGCUUUCAGUUUCAGCACGUCCAGUGAGUCGUCCGCGUCGGAGCGUGGCAAGGGCGGCGUGGGUUGCUGGUCCGCGCUCGUGGACCUUAAGUACAACAAGAAGGCACCGCACGCAGGAGGAGACACAGCUCCGCAGGCGCGCGCGCAGCAGCCACUCGGCGCGAGAGAGAGCGAGCAGCGAGCCGCAACAGCAGCGCUCUGGGCGCGCAGUGGCGUGAGGGCGCCGCCCGUGGAAGUUUUCGCGCUAAACGGGAGUCUCCUGAGCGCCGGCGGAGCUGCGUCCGCGCGGGGUGGUGGUGAAACACUGGAGCUGGUGCUGAGGCGCGAGAGGCGCGCGAGACCCGCGCCUGACGGCAUGGAGGAGCCUCACCGGCGCGCGGCGCUCGCCUCGAGCCUGCUGAAGAGCGUGCUCUCCAAAAAGGUGCAGUUCGAGAGGGAGCGUAAGAUGGAGAGGGGCGAAAUUGGGGAGCCGGAGAAAGUACAAAGACUGAGGAUGGCGAAGGAGAGAGAGAAACAGAAAGAGAAAGAGAGGGAGAAAAAGAAGGAGAAAGAGAGGGAGAAGGAUAUAGAAGCGCGCGGGCUGAGCGACUCGGACAUCAGCCUCGUUUGCCUGGAAGAGUUAGCGGACGUGGUGGACGGCAGCGGCGGUUCGUCGCGCGACUCUCCACGCGAGGCUAAAAAAGGAGCGCGCGGGGGCGCGCUGCCGAGGAGCCAAAAUAGCGCGUUCAGGUCGUGGAGGGACGGCGAGCUUGGGUUUCACGAAGAGCGCGAGGGCGCGCGGCACACGGAGAGCGACGGGAGUGAAAGCGGUAAGGCCACCAAAAUGUCGCGACUAUUCGUGCCGAGCAUACAGCUCGCGGGUGCAGAGAGGGGUAGUGGAAGCGCGAGCGCAAGCACGAGCUCGGCGGGAGGUGCGGGGGGACCGCGCGCCUUCACGGUCAAGCCUCCCGAGAUUAAAAUAAAUCUGCGCAGCUCGAGGGGUGACAAGAGCGAGGCGCCACUAACCGUGGCGAGCGCGCUCGCGGCCGCGCUCAGGAGCGAGCCGUCCGAGCGCGUUCCCCAUUUCACAGUGAGGGACGUGAGGGACAAUAGCAAAGGCAAGUUUCAUACGCCCAUUCACCAGGUGCGGGACGUGCGCAAACUCGUAAAGAGCUCAUACCACUUUGUGUCUCUAGAAGGGAACGAGGGUAAGGGCGGAUCAGGGAAUGGGGAGUUUAAAAGCUUCAAGCAGGGCACGUGGGCGAAGGGUAGCUCAGCUUCAGCCUCAACCUCAGCCUCACUUACACCAAUAGUCAUAAAAUGUCAGUCAGUAAACACUAACAGCAGCUCGAAUUCGAAGCAAAGUGAAAGUCUUGCUGAGCCCUCUAAAUGCAGAUCUGCUGAGGAUGCACCAGAUGACCCGGAGUCUGAUGGGCCGUCUCCUCCUGCGCUGAUGGACAGCAGCAUCAAAACUCAAGGAAUCACUCAUGUCCAUAAACCUGCUGCCCGAGUGACUCCAGCCAGUGUCAAUCAAGAAGGUUUAACUGGAGUGAAAAUUGAGACACUGACAGCUGCAAAAAAGCAGGAGCAUAGUGACCUGGGCGAGAAAGUGUCUGACUCCAAAAUGGCAGCUCUGGAGAAGCUCCAGGCGGCUGUGAAGACCAUGGAGCAGCUGUAUGUGUUUGACCGAAAUGAAUGGAAGAGAAAAAGAGAGCCACAUCCAGUCACAGACAGCCAUGUGCUCUCACUCAUCAGCGAGGAGCAGGGAAAUGCUGAGGUAGAGCAGGGCAAGGGAGGCACUUUAUCUGCUGAAAGACACUUGGCCCAAGCAGAUAUGUCUCUAAAAAAAGAAGAAAAGGGAACCUUCAAUGUAUCACAUGCUCUCCUAAACCAGAAUGGCCCCAAAACUGUAUUACACCUUGGAGGAGGUCCUGGUAAGAGCAUAUCCAGCAUGAGUAUGGGUCAGAAAAUAUCAGCUCCAAUCACAGCAAGCUCCGUGAAGGCCUCACAGGUGCGUGCCUCAUCCUCAUCAUCUUUUAGUCCUAAAGACGUGAACCCUAACUCUCUAAAGCUACCAGUAUCCUUUAAGAUCGGUCAGACUAAACCCAUGACAGAGGAGAGGGAGCGACCGAAUGGCAACGAGGCUGGAUUCACCCCAAUUCACUUUGCUUCUACAGCAGAUGCAGAGAAUUACCUGACCAUACCUGUGAAACCAAGCGUGAAGCAAGCGGGCACAUCUGUUGGCAAUAAAGCAGUUGUGUACACUUUCCCAGCUUCAGCUGGCAAGACUCAUACGGUCAGUCCACCCUCAUCCCUGGGACACAGUUUCGAUUCUAGGCAGAAUGAGAUGCAUCAGUCUCCCAAGCGCUCCAGCAUUGUCAUGGAGACACGGUCCUCAGAUACUCCUACUGCCACCAUCUACCAUCACCCCCUGCCUAUUAGCAUGCCAGCUGCAACACCUCAGAUGAUCUGCUUUUCUCCCACAGUGCAGCCUUCUCCGGUCCCCACUGAACACUUCCAGGCCACACAGCGAAAGAUGCUCCUGGACCCCACCACUGGAAACUACUACCUGGUGGACACCCCAGUGCAGCCAGCAACAAGGCGCUUAUUUGACCCAGAGACAGGACAGUAUGUCGACCUUCCCAUGCCACCACAGCCCCCAAUGACUCCUGUGCACAUGCCCAUCUCCCCACUGGCCCUCAGCCCUGGGACUUACGGUCAUACCUACAUGUUUUACCCAGGAUACAUGCCCACCGCAGUGAUUCCUGCCAGGAUUCAGUCUCAGCUCUCUGUGCAGUCAGAGGUGGAGGAGGGAGACAAAAGCCAUGGGGGACAGCAAGGAGAUGGUGCUUACAUGGAAGCACCUUACUACAUGCCCUCAGGAAAGUCUGUGCAGAUGACUUCAGGAGGUCAACAUGUCAGUGCUGGCAGGGCAGCCAGCAACAAGCAGCCUGUCAUCAGCAUCACCUCUCAGCAAGGGCCAAGGAUCAUCGCACCUCCCUCGUUUGACGGCACUACCAUGAGCUUUGUGGUGGAGCACAGAUAAGGCCACGUGCAAUGUAAGCUAGCUGGGCUGCCUGCAGUUUGUCCCACCAUCGUUUCCUGGAUUUGUUGUGUUUAUUUUGUUAAUUUACUGACUUAUUGCCUGUUGCACUUUUGGACUUAUUCAACAAGACAGCCAAGAUCUUAUAACCCAUCUUUUGCUUCCUCAUAUACUUUGGUUCUUUAUUAACAGAGGUGUUGAAUUCAAGUCCAGAAAGUAAAAAUCCUGUCCUAGUCAUUACUAGUUAGCUUAGAUUAGCAACAGAGCUGCCCAGUUAGCUGGUAUAAAAUGCAUGAAAAGAUUUCUACUUUCUGGACCUGAAUUUCCCCCUUUCUUAAUAGUUUUUAUUUCUAUUUUUGUUUUUUAUGUGACUAUGCCAUGUCUGUUUCUUGAUAAAGGUUUAGAUAUUUUGCAGCUUUGUAAAGAAAAUAGAUAUUACUAUUUUGGGAUUUAGACACAGCUUUUUGCAGCUUUUUAGGUUAAAGCAAAAAUCCCCUUCACCUAAAUUACAUCAUUGUCAGAGUAGUUGAAAAACAGACUGAAGCCACUGAUUGCACCUUAUUGUGAAUAUAAAAUGAUCUAAAAUUUAAUCUGUUUUAAAAAUAUAUGCCAAAAAUAAGCAAAUGGCAUGAAAUCAUCUGUCAUAAAAAUUAAUAAUAUUUUCACAAAGGACAAAGAUACAAUAUGUAACCUUGUAUGGGUUAAACAGAAAGCACUUUUGUUUUGAACAUAAUUUCUCCUUGUAUCCCAAAUUCUUCUUCUGAAACUACACCCAUUAUCUAGACCUUCAUCUCCUUUUAUCAAGAGCUGAUUUUAGAUUUAUUAGUUGUUAGAUUACAGUACACAUUGGUACUGUAUAUUUAUUAUGUGUUUUGAACUUCUGGUACUGAGAGAACCACUGUAGAAACACAUUGAUUUGUGUUGAUUAAUAUGGUGGAAAAUAGAUGAUUUAGGGGAUUACCUUCCUCUAUUUAUCUUGAUAAAGUACUAAAAGUGUUUAUAUGUGUUGGUGUUAGUUAUUUAGGCUAGUUAUUUAUGCCUCUUCUCGAAGGGUAGAUGAAAGUGAAAGUUACGUGGGAAUCAGUUUUGAUUAAGAAAUGGGAUACAAGGCAAAUUAUGUUCAUUAGUAGGUGUAAACCUGUUGAAUCCCACAGCAAAAUAAAUCUGGUUCAAGUGGUUCUUUGGAUGAUUCUAUAUAAGAAAAAUCAAUGGUUCCAUAAAGAGGAAGAAAGGAGGAUAUUUAUAACUGUUUUAUAGGUGGUUUUGAAACUAUAAUGACUUUAAUUAUGGUGUCAACAACAAUGGUUAGCCUAAACUAGCUUUUAUUAAUCAAGGUAUCUCCCAAAUUAUGUACCAGCUUGCAUAAAUAAUGAAUUAGAAUGAUAAGGGCUGGUUUCUCAGACAGGUAUUAAGCUAAUCUUAGACUUUUUAUCAGUAAGAAAUCUCUAUUCAGAAUGUUUUGUUCAAAAUAAGGCAUUAUUACUUUUAGAAAACCAAUCCCAAUUACUAAAAUCUUGUGGUUUUGUCAAAAUGAAAUGUCAAAAAUGUCAAAGAGAAAAGAAUGAGGAAUGAAUGUGGAAUGAUUUCAUUCAAAUGGCAAUUAACAUGUCCUUUAAAUUGGAGUUUGUUUUUUGGCCAUUGCAUUUUUAUUUUUUCAUUUUCAUGGAUGAACUUUAUCUCUGUCAGUUCCUCACUUUAAUAAUUAUUGUACGGCUUUAUUUGACUGCAUACAAUGUUUAUCUGUUUAUCACCACCUUCCACCCAACCUCGGCAUGAAUUAAUGCGAUUCAACUGUUAUUACUGUAUAUCUAUCUAUUUACUCAUACAUUACUACUGAUACUUAAGGCACAGUUUCCGUAAUGACCACUGGAUAUUCAUAUGUUUAUUGCCUUAAUCAAAAUGAAGCUGACCUCAAGUGUAUAAGAAGUCUAUCUGUGAAACUGCAGUCACUGGGGUUAAAGUAUUUAUUUGUACAGUGCUUUAAAUCAGAUUUACAUCGUGGGGUUUACAGUUGACAAACUUACUUUCUUUUUUUACACUUGGGGUUCCCAUUUUCAGGCCUUUCCAUUUCUUUUUGAUGCAUUGGUAGUUGUGCAAUAAUUAGUCACAUUAUGUUACAAUUGAAAAGCUCUCAGAGCUGCUGGCCAGUCUGUUGAGCUGUGAUAGCUUUUGUUUGAAUUCUUUUUGGACGUUUUGGGAUGUGUAUAUUUUUAGUCUGGUUCAGAGAUUAGUAUUUUCACAGUUACCCUAAACAUUGGACAGUGUCUCUUAAUAUGAGAGGUAUUUUUACAAACAGUGAUAAAACGUCAGCCUGGUUGAAUGCUAUUCUGAUACACUCUGUAAAAUAAUUAAAAUAAUAUUUUCUAUUCAGAAAGGUUGAUAUGUAUUUGUCCUCUCUCUUAAAUGUUCAGGGUACAACUGUGUUGCAUAUUAAUGUGGCACUACAUGACAAAAAACUCAAUACUAAAAUGAUAACCACUUGACUUAAAGCACAGUUAUGCUGUCAUUAGUUGCCACUACUUAUUAAUUAUUAUUUCACCAAUUAGCACAAGAAGCAUUACUGUCAGAGCAAUCCUCUGGAGAAGCUGUUUGAGUCAGACUGAAAUGACAUGUUGCGAGGGUAAGCGGAAUGUGUGAAAGUGCGUGGGCGAAUACCAGGGUAACUUUAGAUGCACUGGAGUGUCUUAGGAGGGCAAUAAUGAAUGGGUAACAAGCCAAAUAAAUGUAAAAGGGAAAUGGAGAGCUACUCAGUUACAGAUUUUACACAUGGUUUUAUAUUGUAAAGAUCUUCACUGGUUCUUGGAGAGAUUGUUUCUAUUUUGAAGUAAUGUGAUUUAUUGCUCAAUAAAGUAAUAUACUUUUCCAACUUUC
Molecule: messenger RNA, 7536 nt
Organism: Astyanax mexicanus (Mexican tetra)
Lineage: Eukaryota; Metazoa; Chordata; Actinopteri; Characiformes; Acestrorhamphidae
Gene: c8h4orf54
Product: chromosome 8 C4orf54 homolog
Exons: 3
Coding region: 646-4668 (1340 amino acids)
Source: RefSeq, a predicted model, not a curated record